This is a messenger RNA of Cavia porcellus (domestic guinea pig), 2743 nucleotides long. RefSeq names its product 5-aminoimidazole-4-carboxamide ribonucleotide formyltransferase/IMP cyclohydrolase (gene Atic). Gene Ontology annotation, cellular component: cytosol. The coding region runs from base 138 to 1916 and encodes 592 amino acids. The record is from RefSeq and is a predicted model, not a curated record. Gene Ontology annotation, molecular function: phosphoribosylaminoimidazolecarboxamide formyltransferase activity; IMP cyclohydrolase activity. NCBI's taxonomy places the organism in Eukaryota, Metazoa, Chordata, Mammalia, Rodentia, Caviidae. The transcript is spliced from 16 exons. Gene Ontology annotation, biological process: 'de novo' IMP biosynthetic process.
GGGCGGGGACUCGGUCACGUGACGGCAGACGCCGCCCCGCCCACCUGCUUCCUGGCCCGCUCGGCCCGGCCCUGCCGUCCCGCUCCGCACGUGGUGUCCCCGCAGCCGCGCGCUCGCCCGCACCCGCACCCGCAGCCAUGGCGCCCGGCCAGCUCGCCCUCUUUAGUGUCUCCGACAAAACUGGCCUCGUGGAAUUUGCCAGAAACUUAACAGCUCUGGGUUUGGGUCUGGUUGCUUCCGGAGGAACUGCGAAAGCGCUCCGAGAUGCCGGCCUGACCGUCAGAGAUGUCUCUGAGCUAACGGGAUUUCCUGAAAUGUUAGGGGGUCGUGUGAAAACGUUACAUCCCGCAGUCCACGCUGGAAUCCUAGCUCGUAAUAUCCCAGAAGACAAUGCUGACAUGGCCAGACUUGAUUUCAAUCUUAUAAGAGUCGUUGCGUGCAAUCUGUAUCCCUUUGUGAAGACGGUGGCCUCUCCGGAUGUGACUGUGGAGAAGGCUGUGGAGCAAAUUGAUAUUGGUGGAGUGACCUUACUGAGGGCUGCAGCCAAAAACCACGCCCGGGUGACAGUGGUGUGCGAACCAGAGGACUACGCCGCGGUGUCCACAGAGAUGCAGAGCUCCGACAGUAAGGACACCUCCUUGGAGACCAGGCGCCAGUUAGCUUUGAAGGCGUUCACUCACACAGCGCAGUACGAUGAGGCCAUUUCAGACUACUUCAGGAAACAGUACAGCAAAGGAGUCUCUCAGAUGCCCUUGAGGUACGGCAUGAACCCCCAUCAGACGCCUGCCCAGCUGUACACGCGGCAGCCCAGGCUUCCCAUCACAGUUCUCAACGGAGCCCCUGGGUUCAUCAACCUGUGUGACGCUUUGAACGCCUGGCAGCUGGUGCAGGAACUCAGAGAAGCUUUAGACCUUCCAGCUGCAGCCUCUUUCAAACACGUCAGCCCAGCAGGUGCUGCUGUUGGAAUCCCCCUCAGUGAAGAUGAGGCCAGAGUCUGCAUGGUCUAUGACAUGUACAGUUCCCUUACACCUGUAUCGACAGCAUAUGCAAGAGCAAGAGGGGCUGAUAGAAUGUCUUCAUUUGGUGAUUUUAUUGCAUUAUCUGAUGUUUGUGACGUCCCAACUGCAAAGAUUAUCUCCAGAGAAGUGUCUGAUGGUAUUAUUGCCCCAGGAUAUGAAGAAGAAGCCUUAAAAAUACUUGCCAAAAAGAAGAACGGAAACUACUGUGUUCUUCAGAUGGACCAGUCUUACAAACCAGAUGAAAAUGAAGUUCGAACUCUUUUUGGCCUUCAUUUAAGCCAGAAGAGAAAUAAUGGUGUCAUCAACAAGUCGUUAUUUAGCAAUGUGGUUACCAAGAACAAAAAUUUGUCGGAAGCUGCCCUCAGAGACCUCGUUGUCGCCACCGUCGCUGUCAAGUACACUCAGUCUAACUCCGUGUGCUACGCCAAGAACGGGCAGGUUAUUGGCAUUGGAGCUGGACAGCAGUCUCGGAUACACUGCACACGCCUUGCAGGGGAUAAGGCCAACUGUUGGUGGCUUAGACAUCACCCACAGGUGCUUUCAAUGAAGUUUAAACCGGGAGUGAAGAGAGCAGAAAUCUCCAAUGCCAUUGAUCAAUAUGUGACUGACACCAUCGGUGAGGGUGAUGAUCUGGUGAAGUGGAAAGCACUGUUCGAGGAUGCCCCUGCGUUACUCACCGAGGCAGAGAAGAAGGACUGGGUGGACAGACUGAGCGACGUUGCCCUCAGCUCCGAUGCCUUCUUUCCCUUCAGGGACAAUGUGGACAGAGCUAAGAGGAGCGGUGUGGCCUACAUUGCGGCUCCUUCUGGUUCUGCCGCCGACCAGGUUGUGAUCGAGGCGUGUGAUGAGUCAGGUCUGGUCUUGGCUCAUACGGAUCUUCGGCUCUUCCACCACUAAAAUUACCACACGGAAACUUCCCAUGCUGGCUUAUUGGUGGAUGAACAAGCAUGUGAACUUUUGAAAGCAUCUUUUUAGAAAGUAAAAUAUGACAUUAAUAAUCAGACCCAUGGAUUUAGGUAGCUGCGUUUUACUUGAGAAGAUAUGUGCUUUCAGCCUGCCUGCCCCUGAGACAGGCCAAGGUCUGCACCUCUCCCUCCCUCGUGGAGGUCCGCUGCCCCCACCACACUCCGCAUGUGACACCCAGAAACUGCAAGGAUGUGUCCUGCAGGCUCCACACUUCCUUGUAGCUUUCCUCUCAGGCAGGCUUUCUUGUCAGAACUUCUGAGAAGCUCAGUUGUCUGCUUUCUAACAACAGCAGAAAACCUCUUGGGAGCUGAAACCCUGGUGGAUUAGUGAGUCAUGCUGACCCCUGAGGAUAAUGCUAAUGCCUGCUUUCUUCUCUGUUUGUAAAAUGUUGCCUGUAACUUUAGCAGUGGAGAUCACCUCUGUGGAACCGCAUAAAUAAACAUAAUCAGGGUUUAGGGUGUAGUUUGGUGACAGAACAUGAGCUUAGCAUCAUGAGGCCCUGCAUUCUUUUCCUCCCACUAAAAAUCCCUCCAUAGAAUCAGAAGAAAGUGAUCUGUAUGGACAGUGUUCCACCCUGAGCCCUUUCAGUGAACCUGGUGCUGUGACUGUGCGCCCACACAUGUGGGCUUGACAGCACAUCUGGAUUUUACCUGUAGUCAGGGCCAGCCUUUUGCCACUGUUCACCUCAGCAGAUGAGUCCUGUCUUCUUUCCUGCGUCUUCAAGUGUCUCUAAGUAAAAGCUUUUCUGGUUGUUUAAA